Molecule: messenger RNA, 4063 nt
Organism: Thlaspi arvense
Lineage: Eukaryota; Viridiplantae; Streptophyta; Magnoliopsida; Brassicales; Brassicaceae
Source: the annotation of a GenBank genome assembly
AACGAAUUAAUAAAUUUCUCAUCAUUUUGAAUGUUCGUUUCUCUAAGAGAAGCCGGAAGGCCUUUUGGGGAAAUGAGUCUCUGUGAGUGACUAUGGAAUCUGAAUCGGUCGAUGAAAUUUUGGAAGUUGCACCGCUCAAAUCACUUUAGGGUUCCUACUUAAAAUAAAAAUUGGUGUCAGUAAUGAAGAAAUUGUUCCUCUUCUCCGUUGAGCGAGAACUAUCGGAGAGGCUUCAGGCUUUGGUUACUGGUUUAGGGGUUCUAGGCUUUGACAGCUAAAUCUGCGGAAGCUGAAAGCUUGAGAUUCGAAAGGGGAUAUCUCUCUCAUGGAUAGGUUAAGUCAGUUGCCAGAAGAGCUGCUCUUGAAAAUACUGUCACAGCUACCUUCUACUAAAGAUGUUGUGGCCACAAUGGUUUUGUCUAAAAGAUGGCUUCCUCUUUGGAAGUUGGUGCCGAAACUCGUAUACGAUGAUCAUAGAUACCAGAGUAUUGAGUAUGGAAGGUUCUCGCGCUUUGUAGACAGGUCUUUGCUUUUGCACAAGGCUCCGAUCCUAGACUCUUUGCAUUUCAGAGUUGGUCAUACCUCUGGUGUUGCUGAUCUUCCACUAUGGACUACAGCUGCAGAUAAACACUCUGUGCGUGAGCUGGUUAUCGAGAUCUCCAGCUCAUCUACUGCAUCUCCAGCCAUUGUUCCAAGGAGUUUAUAUUCCAUGUGUAGAAUGCUUGUGACCUUGAAGCUACAGAGUGCGACUCUUGCGGAUGCUGCUUCCUUGCCUUCUUUCCCAUCCCUCAAAAAAUUGAGCCUUGUAUCCGUAAAGUACCCAGGUGGUGACGAAUUUGUCAGCAAGCUUUUAUCCACUUGUCCUGUGCUUGAAGACUUGGCUGUGGAGCAAUGCGCAGAUGACAACGUGACCAUUUUCACUGUUAAAGUUCCUUCUCUCAAGUGUGCAUCCUUACGAAAACCAUUCGCCAGACGUUCUGUAGAUGAAGGGAUUGUGAUAGAUGCUCCUUCUUUGGAGUACUUGGAGGUUGUUGAUUCAAGUGGUGGGUUUUUCGUCAUUGAGAAUGAUAUGCCUUGUAUUACUAAGGCAGAUGUUGUUCUCACUCAUCCCGCGGAGAUUCUGAGUUGUAUUACUUCAGCCAAGUUUCUCAAUCUAUGUUUACCAUACUCAAAGGAUGCAUAUCCUGCUGGUGGUGUCUUCCGCAGACUAGUAGAUUUAGAGAUAUGCACAUGUGAGACAGAAUGGUUGGAUCUACUUAUGCGUGUGCUCAGUGAUUCCCCUAAUUUACAAUCUCUCAAAGUAAAACAGUGGCAUUGCCUUCGAGAUGAAAAGCUGCGCCCGUGCUGGAAUGAACCGAGCUCAGUUCCUGAAUGUUUGUCAUCGAGUCUUGAAACUCUUGAAUGGGGCAAAUUCGAAGGAACAAAAGAAGAGGAAGAACUGGUGAAAUUUAUCUUAAGAAAUGGAAGCUGUUUGAAGAAGGUGACUAUUUCCUCUAAACUUUCCGACUCUGACAAGAAACUUGAGAUGCUUAAGAAGUUAUCGUUGUCGUUCAGGCGUUCACCUAUCUUUGGUCAAACCUGUGGUGCGGUAGAUAUUCCAGUAUGGACUAGAGCUGCAGAUAGACUCUCCGUGCGUGAGCUGAUUAUCAGCAUGGGUUUUAGUGUAUCUCCAGUCAUACUUCCAAGGAGUUUGUACACCAUGUGUAAAACGCUUGUGACGUUAAAACUAAAAUACGUGGGUCUUCCGGUUUUUUCUUCACCGGUGUCUUUCCCAUCCCUCAAAACGUUGAACCUUGUAUCCGUGAAGUACCCUGGUGAUGACUUUGUCAAGAGGUUUUUAUUCGGUUGUCCUGUUCUUGAGACCCUGUUUGUUGUGCAAUAUCCCGGUGACAAUGUCACCGUUUUCGCCGUUAGAGUGCCGUCUCUCAAGACUUUAAUGAUGUUUAAAUCACUAGACGGUACAGACAGAAAUGCGAAUGAUGCAGAUGGAUUUGCAAUAGACGCUCCUUCUUUGGAGGUCUUGUACAUUUGUGGUCGGUUUGGCGGAUUUGGUGUCAUUGAGAAUGAAAUGCCUAAUCUUGUAAUGGCAGAUAUUGAUGCUCGUUGUGGGUGUUAUAGCAAGGUUAUGGGCUCUAUAACUCCAGCCAAACGUCUCCAUUUACGUUUCCUCUAUCCAAAGGAUGUCCAUCCUGUUGGUAAUGUCUUCCACCGUCUUAAACAUUUAAAGAUGUCCAGGUGUGGAACAGAGUGUUUCAAUACGCUUAUGUGUCUGCUCAGAGAUUCCCCUAAACUUAAAUCUCUCGAACUUAAAAAGUGCCAUCCCCUUCCCAAUGAACCGCGCCGCUUCUGGACUGAACCGAGCUCAGUUCCAGAAUGUCUGUUAUCGAGUCUUGAAACUCUGAAAUGGGUGAAAUAUGAAGGAACUGAAGAAGAGAAAGAAGUGGCAGCAUUCAUCUUAAGAAACGGAAGCUGUUUGAAGAAUGUAACCAUCUCCUCUACAUCCACUGACCGCGACAAGAAACUUGAGAUGAUCAAGGAGUUGUCGGUUUCGUUGUUGGGUUUUGAAAGCUUUGGGAUUCGAAAGGGAAUAUCUCUUAUGGAUUUGAUAAGUGAAUUCAAUGAAGCGCUGCUCUUGAGAAUACUCUCACAACUGCCUACUACAAAAGAUGUUGUGCGCACAAUGGUUUUGUCAAGACGAUGGCACUCUCUUUGGAAGGUGCCUAAACUCGUGUACGACGAUGAAGGCACUGAGUAUGGAAAGUUCUCGCGCUUUGUGGACAGGUCUUUGAUUCUGCACAAGGCACCAGUAGAAACCCUGCAUUUCAAACUUGUUCAAAACUCUGGUGUUGCUGAAAUUGGAAUAUGGAUCACAAUCGCAGCUAAAUGCAGUGUGCGUGACCUGAGCAUCGAUAUCGACUGUUCUUCCAGUACCACGCCAGUCAAAAUUCCAUGGAGUUUCUAUUAUAGAGCAUUUCAAAUGCUAGUGGCAUUGAAACUAGCGAGUGUGGUUCUUGCGUCUAGUUCCUUGCCUUCUUUCACAUCCCUCAAAAAACUGGGCCUUGUAUCCGUAAAGUACACAGGCGCUGAUGAAUUUGUCAAGAGGCUUUUAUCAAGCUGUCCUGUUCUUGAAGACUUGGCCGUGGAGCAAUGUAAAGAUGACAACGUGAGCGUUUUCUCUGUUAACGUCCCUUCUCUCAAGAGUGCAUCCUUCUCAAAAUCAUCAUCCAGAUAUGGUGAUGAAGGGAUUGUGAUAGAUGCUCCUUCUUUGGAGUACUUGGAGGUUGUUGAUUCAAGUGGUGGGUUUUUCGUCAUUGAGAAUGAUAUGCCUUGUAUUGUCAAGGCAGAUGUGGUCGUCACUCACCCCGGGGAGAUUCUGAGUUCUAUAACAUCAGUGAAGCGUCUCAUUUUAUGUUUACCAUAUUCAAAGGAUGCAUAUCCUGCUGGUAGUGUCUUCCGCAGUCUUGUAGAUUUAGAGAUAUGCACAUGUGAGACAGAAUGGUUGAAUCUACUUAUGCGUAUGCUCAAUGAUUCCCCUAAUUUACAAUCUCUCAGGCUAGAUCAGUGGCACUGCCUUCGAAAUGAAGAGACGCGCUCGUGCUGGAAUGAACCGAGCUCAGUUCCUGAUUGUUUGUCAUCGAGUCUUGAAACUCUGAAAUGGGUGAAUUUCGAAGGAACAAAGGAAGAGAAAGAAGUGGUGAAAUUUAUCUUAAGAAGCGGAAGCUGUUUGAAGAAGGUGACUAUUUUCUCUAAAACCUCUGACACUCACAAGAAACUCGAGAUGAUCAAGGAGUUGACAUUGUCGACCAGGCGUUCACCUAACUGUCAGCUUGUAUUCUCCUGAAUGCUACAGUACGACAUGUCAAGUAACAUCAUGUUGGUUCUUGUUUGGUAUGGAUCUUAGAUAAGCUAGUAUUAGCCUUUAUGUUUUUUUUUUAUUCCAUAUUUUUAGCUCUUUGAAUUCCUUAUUUUCUUUCACUAAGUCUCUACCUACUAAAAGAAAGAAAGAAUCAUAAGAACUAUAUGCCCAUCAUUACCAUCUUUGAUCUUAUGGUCUUUUCCCCCA